Diutina rugosa is the source of this 912-nucleotide messenger RNA. RefSeq lists its product as uncharacterized. Gene Ontology annotation, cellular component: nucleus. Gene Ontology annotation, molecular function: nucleic acid binding. The transcript has a single exon. Bases 1 to 912 code for a protein of 303 amino acids. Lineage: Eukaryota; Fungi; Ascomycota; Pichiomycetes; Serinales; Debaryomycetaceae. The record is from RefSeq and is a predicted model, not a curated record.
AUGUCGGCAAACCGCAAGCGCUAUAAGGAUGCUUUCGUGCGUCACCAGCGUGAAAACAACCCGUUUGAAUCGGAAAAGAUUAAUUCGGUAAUCCAUGCUGAACGAGUGAGGGUCAUCAACGAGUAUAUGGCCAAGAACGAGGCCUUUCACAAAAGUCACCCAAAGCUUAAACAUCCUCAAAAUCGCCGGUAUUUGAAAGAUGUAAUGCUUACGGCAUACGGUCGCGAUCUGAUCCUAAUUGGCAUUGAUAUCGAAACCUAUGAGCAUGGCAGUAGCAUACUUGAAGUGGGACUUGCAAUUUUUGAUCCCCGAGGCCAGCAAACACUGGGAUAUCCUCACAUCCUGACAUACCACCUUAUCAACGAAGAUUGCUUACAUUUGUCAAAUGGGUAUUAUGUCCCAGACAAAAGGGAUUACUUCGGUGGCAAGCAGCUGUGGAAAAUUCCGUAUGCCCUGAUUGUCAGCUUCAUUCAAGGGGUCAUUGACUACUUUAACGGUAUCGAGGGGUGGGAUGCUGUGCUUGUUGGACAUGCUGUCUGCGGUGAUAUCGAUAUCCUAAAAGAUAUGGGUGUUAAGGUACCACAAUCAUGGCAUAUUGACACUCAACGGCUUUUUGCCCUCAGUCGAACGAAUAACUCGAAAACUAAUUUGAGAGUGGCGCUCAAAGAGACCCACAUAUUGAGUGGGAACAUGCAUAAUGCGGCUAACGAUGCUUACUACUCUCUUCAACUUUGUCUUAAGCUUGGUGACCCUGAAGUGCGCACCCUUCUUUCACUUGAUAAUUUCCUAAGCACCUACAAUCCCAACUCCGAUAACUUCGACGAAACGGCGCACCAGACGACAAUACUGCACCCUAUUCCUUACAAUAUUCUUUCUUUUGCUUUCCCUCAACCCAAUUUUGAUAUUGAUUAA